AUGUUAUGUCUCUCAAUUUUGACUGUGUUGCUUACCACACUUUGUGUAGUCAAUUCUGGUCCUACAUCGAGUGAUCUGGAUUCUGAUGUCACAAUUAUCAUCCAUGACGACCUUCAAGGAAAACAAAGUAACCACAAAGAUUCAGGAGUGCUACUUCUCUCAGCAACCUCGUCCCGGGAUGCAGAAUCAGCAUGUAUAGCGCUUGGGGAACAAUUGUGGGCUCCUGAUCUUAAAACAGGUUUCUUUCCAAUCAAUCUAAAUUAUCUGGUAUACCAAGAGCAAUAUGACGUUGAUCAGGACUAUUUCAUCUCCUCAACUUCAGAUGGUCUGCGUACAAUCACUGGCAAGGGCAAAGUCAAGAGAUUUUCUGGUAGCUCGAAGUUACCGGUUCUGUGUACACAAACUGCACCGUUCUCGAACGCAACAUACAAGGACAGCAGCGAAAAAUGGCAGGUAUCCGUGAAAUCAAGCAGUUCGCUUGUCACAGGCUUCCGAGACCGGGUCACUUUUAAAUUUCUCGGAAUAAGAUUCGCUGCACAGCCUAAGCGCUUCACAUACUCAACGGCUUUCAGAACAACAGAGAAACAGCAACCAGCACUGGAAUAUGGGCCGAGUUGUGUAUAUCCUAAGAAAGAAGGUGGCUCGGAAGAUUGUCUGUUCCUCAAUAUCUGGACACCUUACCUUCCUCUAUCCAGAAGAAAGAACACCAAAAAACUCAAGCCCGUUCUGUUUCAUAUCCACGGGGGAGGAGGUAGUGGCAGUGAUACAGGAAUAGAUGGCACCAGCUUAGCAUCUCGUGGGGAUGUCGUAGCUGUCACCUUCAACUACAGAGGGGGCAGCUUCGUAAAUCUUGCGCUGAAUGACGGAAUCACGAAUGGGAACUGGGGAUUUAGUGACCAAAUUGCUGCUCUCGAUUGGGUUCGAACAAAUAUUCGAGAUUUUGGAGGAGAUCCAGAACGGAUAACCAUCACUGGACAAUCAUAUGGAGCGAUUUGUGCCACAAGCAUGCUCGGCUCUCCCAAAGCCGCCGGAAAGUUCGUUGGGCUGAUUGCUCAAAGCUAUACAUCUGGUCCGCUCUUUGGUCUUUCGUAUGCCAAUUACUACGAUGUUGCAGCCGUGGCUGAGAAAUUCACCUCAGCAGUCCUCGUAGAAGCCAAUUGUACUGGAGAUGGAGACAAAAGAGUGCAGCUUGAAUGUCUGCGAGCACUACCAGCCAGCAAACUUGCAAGUCUCGCUGCACAAGUCAACGUUUUCACUAAAGACGGAGCAUAUCUGACGACAGAUCGGCUCAUGCUCGAUGGUUCAGCACCUGUUGCCAAAGUCAACGUCAUGAUGGGUACAGUUCGAGACGACUCAGCUUCAUUCACACCUUACCCCACAAAUGGAGAUCUGAAAACAAAUCUCAUCAACGGUGGCUUCGCAACACAAGCUGAUGCAGUGAUAUCCUCCGACAAAUUCCCCUUGCCUUCAGGCUCAGACCCCUUGCUAAAUCUCUUUAACGUCACAGCACGCGUGUCGACAGAUGUAACAUUCGGCUGUCUUGAUGCAGCUACCAUGUACGCCGGCGUGCAAAACAGACUUUUCAAUCACCCGAAUGUAUACUUCUACGAAUUCAACAGGUCAUACCAGCCCCCUCUCUGGAUUACGGCGAAUAAUGUCUGUAGCCCACCAUCGACUUCAGGAAAACCACUUGGCGAUCUACGCAAGGAGUACUUUAAAUGUCAUUCUGCAGACAUAUUUUACACCUUCGGUACCAUAACGAGAAAUGGCUUGCCGUGUCGGGACGAGGAUGACCUGAAGUUCGAGCAAUUCACUGUGGACUCAUGGACAAGCUUUGUAAGGACUGGGAAUCCGAAUCCGGAUCUGAAAUUCUUGAAGGCCAGGGGGUUUGAGACCACCAUGGAAGAAAUCAAAAGAGCUGGUGUUUGGCAACCAGUUAAGGGAAGAGUAAAGGAUUUGGAAAUGAGGAGAUUACAGUGGCCGAGCUAUCAGACAGUGUAUGGUGAAGUAGAGCAAUGCGAGGUCUUGGGGUUGCCAGUCGACAGCUAUGUGUAG
Molecule: messenger RNA, 2055 nt
Organism: Cadophora gregata
Lineage: Eukaryota; Fungi; Ascomycota; Leotiomycetes; Helotiales; Ploettnerulaceae
Exons: 3
Coding region: 1-2055 (684 amino acids)
Source: RefSeq, a predicted model, not a curated record